UCCCAACGGAUCCUAAUGUCCAAGUCCAGUCUCCAAACCCAAACCCUUCUUCAUCCCUCAACACCAUGACCACCCUCACCGGCAAAACCAUCCUCAUAACCGGAGGUACCCGCGGCCUCGGCGCCGUCACCGCUCUCGCCCUUGCCCGCCUCGGUCCACACAAGAUCUACAUAACCGGCCGGCCCUCCUCUUCCGCCACCGCAGACACACUCAUCUCCAAAAUCCGCUCAGAAGCCGAAUCCAACCCCAACGCCAACAACGUCUGCACAAACAUCACCUUCCUCCCCACCGACAACGCCUCACUCGCUUCUGUCUCCGCCACCGCUCAAAAGCUGCUAGAAACCGAAGAGAAAAUCGACAUCCUCAUCUGCAACGCCGGCAUCGCCGCCAUCCCCCUGGGCAAAUCAGAAGAUGGCUACGAGAUCCAGUUCGCUACCAACGUCCUCGGCCACGCUUUACUCAUUCGCAAACUCUUGCCUCUCUUGCGCAAGAGUACCUCUAGUGGUGCAAGAAUCAUCAGCCUAGGCUCCUACGGCUACCGCAUGGCGAAAACCGUCGAUCUCGAGCGCGUAUCUGGAGAUGGUUUGGCGAAGGACAAGGAUGAUUUCCUGGGCUAUCAGAGAUGGCGGCGGUAUACGGAGUCCAAGUUGGCCAAUACGCUGUACACCUCUCAGCUUGCGAAGCAGUACCCGGAGAUUACUUCGGUGACGGUCACGCCGGGGUUUGUGGAGAGUGAUAUGGUCAAGAACUUUGGCUUUGUGGAUCAUUGGAUGACCAAGUUGGGAGCGAAAUUGGCUCGGGGGCAAAAGGGAAUGGUGACGGUGGAAGAGGGGGCGGAGAAUACUGUUUGGGCUGCUACCGUAGAAGCAAAGGAGUUGGUGAAUGGAGGAUUGUAUGAUCCUGUUGGGAAGAGGGUGCCUGAGGGGGAGUUGACGGCCGCGGCGAGGGAUGAGGCUUUGGCUAAGAAACUUUGGGACUGGACAGAGGCGGAGUUGAAGAGGUGGUUGUAAGGGGUGGAGGAUGAGUGAGGGACG
Messenger RNA from Neurospora crassa OR74A, 1034 nucleotides. Its product is annotated as oxidoreductase. NCBI's taxonomy places the organism in Eukaryota, Fungi, Ascomycota, Sordariomycetes, Sordariales, Sordariaceae. The transcript has a single exon. Bases 66 to 1010 code for a protein of 314 amino acids. The record is from RefSeq and is a predicted model, not a curated record.